AGUUAAAUAGUUUCCUUUAACCAUGUUAAAGAUUCUUGUACCUCUCCCUGAACCAGAAGCCUGAAGAGCCAUGUUUGAAGAACUUUUGCUGGCACAGGCUAGAGAAGAGGUUCUUCCAUAUGAUUUAUUAGUAGCUAAGACAGAAGGUUACUCUGGUUCAGAUAUUCGAUUACUCUGUAAAGAAGCAGCAAUGCAGCCUUUAAGACGCCUAAUGACAGUUCUUGAAGACAGGCAGGAGGUUUUGCCUGAGGAUGAUUUGCCGAAUGUUGGACUAAUUAUGCCUCAAGAUAUAGAGACAGCUUUGAAGAACACUAGACCAUCUGCUCAUUUACAUGCACAUCGUUAUGAGAAGUUCAAUGAAGACCAAGGUAGUCAAAUACUCCAAUGAAGGCACUCAGCUUCAGUUAUCCUUCUAAGUUGCAACAUAUUCUUUUUUCAGAUUGACCAGUCAUCCGAUGAUGAUCUUUUUAAUCUAUUAGGAGCCUAUUAAUGGAAACAUUUUAAAUAAA
This is a messenger RNA of Rubroshorea leprosula, 509 nucleotides long. The record is from the annotation of a GenBank genome assembly. NCBI's taxonomy places the organism in Eukaryota, Viridiplantae, Streptophyta, Magnoliopsida, Malvales, Dipterocarpaceae.